AUGGAAAAUUUAGACAUAUGCUUGACUCCAAAUUCUCUGAGAGACAUGCUCAAAAAAAGGGCCAAGCUUCCACUCUAUUUGCAAGUUCUAAGAAUAAGAGAGAUAAGACAAACAUAUCUUAAAAUAGAAUUAUCAGAUUCUAGUUGUAUUUUUAAUGGAGUCGGAACAAAGACAGCAGCAUUUAAAAGCUCAAUUCAUUAUGGUUUCACACCUAUGUGUUUGAUCCAAGUUAACUCUUAUGACAUUAUUACAAGCAAAGAUGGAAGCGAUAAAGUAAUUACUUUAGAGAAUUUUUUUGUAGUAAGUCCUCAAACAAGCAUCAUAGGAAAUCCAAAAUGAAUAAGCAGAGUCAAUAAUUUUUUUGAUGAAAAUCCAACAAGUGUUUCAGAUAAUAACUCCAAUAAAUCAGUGCAAAUAGUUAGUGAGAUGGAGAAAAGUGCAAGCGAAUCAAAUCAUUCCGAAGGCUCAACUCUUUUUCAAGGGCAAAAAAUAGCUCAACUUAUUGAGGAUACAAAUAAAAUGCUAUAUGAAAUUAAAACUGUUUAUGAUUCAAGAUUUAAUCAGUUGGAAAGCCAAAUGCAAGGAUUGCAAGCAGCAAUGCAGAAAAUUAUUGAUAAUUUUAAAAUAAAUAGUUAA
Molecule: messenger RNA, 636 nt
Organism: Blepharisma stoltei
Lineage: Eukaryota; Ciliophora; Heterotrichea; Heterotrichida; Blepharismidae
Source: the annotation of a GenBank genome assembly